Messenger RNA from Eupeodes corollae, 1656 nucleotides. RefSeq names its product cytochrome P450 6a2-like. The record is from RefSeq and is a predicted model, not a curated record. Bases 63 to 1547 code for a protein of 494 amino acids. Lineage: Eukaryota; Metazoa; Arthropoda; Insecta; Diptera; Syrphidae. The transcript has 2 exons. Gene Ontology annotation, molecular function: heme binding; oxidoreductase activity, acting on paired donors, with incorporation or reduction of molecular oxygen; monooxygenase activity.
UUUGAAUUUAGUUAACUUUUGGCAUUCAGCAAGAUCGGUUGAGUAAAAUAAUCAUAGCUACGAUGGAGCCUUGGUCAGUCACAUUUUAUAUUAUAAUAAUGCUGGCCUCCGUUCUGAUGUAUUUUCUAAGGCAAUACACGAACUACUGGACACGUCGAGGAAUCCCAUGCGACACACCUCAUUUUCCAUACGGAAAUCUAGACGGCUUCAAGAAGACGCACCAUAUUCGAGACAUAGUACGAGCAAAUUACGAGAAAUACAAACACACCGGUCCAUUUGGUGGUUUCUUUUUCUUACUUCGGCGUUCCGUCAUAAUCUAUGACCUGGAUUUAGCCAAAAAUAUUUUAAUAAAAGACUUCAACAAUUUCUCUGACCGAGCUUUUUUCCAUAACGAACGCGACGAUCCUCUGACAGGGCAUUUGUUUGCUUUGGAAAGCCAGGAAUGGAGACAAUUGAGAAAUAAAUUAUCGCCAUCAUUUAGCUCUGGCAAGAUGAAGAGUAUGUUUCCGACUGUUCUAUCGGUCAGUGAAAAACUCAAGAACACAUUCGACAGACAUCUCGGCAAAGAUUCCAUAAUCGAAGUUAAGGAUCUUCUGGCGCGGUACACUAUCGAUGUCAUAGGAAGGUGUGCCUUUGGCCUCGAAUGUAAUAGCCUUAGGGAUCCAAAUUCCGAGUUUCGUGCUAUGGGAGUCAAAUCCUGCACAAAGAGUCGACAUGGUAACAUAAUUGACAGUUUCUUGCACAGUUUUCCCAAGUUGUCCAAGUUGCUUCGACUUCGACAAAUUGACGAAGAAGUUCAUCAGUUUUAUAUGAGAAUUGUUCGGGAGACUGUCCAAUAUCGCGAAAAGAAUUCAAUCAAACAAAAUGAUCUUAUGAAUUUGCUGAUUGAGUUGAAGAAUUCCAAACAGGGAUUGUCGAUUGAAGAAGUUGCUGCACAAGCAUUUGUGUUUCUUAUAGCCGGUUUCGAGUCAUCUGCCUCUAGCAUGGCUUACGCUCUGUUUGAAUUAGCUUUGAAUCAAAGUGUCCAAGAUAAGCUGAGGGCUGAAAUAAAUGCUCAUUUUGAUAAAAACGGGGGAGUAUUUACGUACGAGGAUAUGACAGAAAUGCAUUAUAUGGAGAUGGUGAUGAAAGAAGUUCUACGCAAAUACUUAAUUUUAAGUCAUCUUAGAAGAGACACCAAAAACGACUAUCAAACUUCUGAUCCGAAAUAUAUUAUACCAAAAGGAACAUUAGUAAUAAUACCAGCUGAUGCUUAUCAUCGUGAUCCAGAGAUCUAUCCUGAUCCGGAUAAGUUCGAUCCGGAACGUUUUAGUCCGGAAGAGAUGAAGAAACGACACCCAAUUGCUUGGCUAGGAUUCGGAGAUGGACCUCGAAAUUGUGUUGCAAUGAGAUUUGGGAAGAUGCAAUCUUAUAUAGGAUUAAGUUAUUUAUUGAGGAACUUCAAGUUUCACUACUGUGAGAAAACUCCGAGUCCACUUGAGACUGAUGUUUCAGUUCAUCACUUUACAACCAAGGGUGGAAUUUAUUUGCGUGUGGAACGUAUUUAAUGUGGUUUUAUUGUUGUUUCUCUUUUUUAACGUAAGGUUAAUAUAUUUUGAACAAAUUUGACGAUUUGUCGUCACAUAAUUUUUCAUCCAAAAUAUAAAAUUAAAUUUU